Messenger RNA from Nicotiana tabacum (common tobacco), 778 nucleotides. Lineage: Eukaryota; Viridiplantae; Streptophyta; Magnoliopsida; Solanales; Solanaceae. The record is from RefSeq and is a predicted model, not a curated record.
GAAGCAAGGCUGAAACAUCUCAAGCAAAGGCUAGCAAUCCCUUUUGAUGGCUCUUUCUUGGAUCAUCAAGAUGCUCUUAGGCAACUAUGGAGGUUAUCUUAUCCUGAUAGACCGCUCCCAUCUCUUAAAUCCGAGCUUUGGAAAGAAAUGGGUUGGCAAGGAUCUGACCCUUCAACAGAUUUCAGGGGUGGAGGAUUCAUAUCAUUGGAGAACCUUAUCUUCUUUGCCAAGACACACCCGGAAUCUUUCCAGAACCUGUUGCACAAACGAAAGGGGAACAGAUCUGAGUGGGAGUAUCCAUUUGCUGUCGCUGGCAUCAAUAUAUCAUUUAUGUUGGUCCAAAUGUUGGAUCUUCAAUCAGGGACACCAAACACCCUGGCAGGUAUCCGCUUCCUAGAAUUACUCAGCGAGGAUGACAUGGCGUUUGACAACCUGUUUUGUAUCGCCUUUGAAAUGCUCGACGCACAGUGGCUAGUGAAGCGUGCAUCAUAUAUGGAAUUUAAUGAUGUUUUGAAGGCCACAAGACUGCAGCUAGAGCGCGAGCUUGGUCUGGAAGAUACCUCCACUGUAAAAGAUUUGCCUGCCUAUAAUCUAUUGAGGAGAUAAUGUACCUCAGUUUACUCCAAGAUGUUAGUUUUAUUUAAUUUUUACACCUCUGUAACCACUGUAUAUGCUAAUACACCAUGUUUAAGAUUCUCUCCCCAAGUGCAUUAUGUUGGCUGGAAAGUUCUGAUGUACAUGAUUUAGAGUUGAGACAAAUGUUCUGGUUUUUGUUUGA